AUGGCCGGGUUAUGUCAGGGGCUGCCACGUGACCCUGUGGCGCGUGGAAUCCGGGCCAGCUGGAACUUCUUCCCCCUCCAGCCCGAAUCCCGCGAACGAACCCUCCUCGAUUGCUCUCUGCCCUCGACCCCGAUCGCCGGUGCGCUCUACUCACUCGUCGCGCCUGGCGAGCUUCCCCGUCUUUCCGAGUUACGUCCUUAUCCGUUAGACUUUCUUCAGUCGCCCCUCGUCAUGGAUUUCGACAGCCUCAAGAACCAGGUUAGCAACCUGACCUUGUACGAUCUCAAGGCGGGUGUCCGCAAGGUGCAGAAUGCUGUCAUGAACUAUACCGAGAUGGAGUCCAAGGUUCGGGAGGCUACAAACAAUGAACCUUGGGGUGCUUCGACCACUUUGAUGCAGGAGAUUUCCAGUGGAACUCACAACUACCAACUGCUCAACGAGAUCAUGCCAAUCAUCUACAAGCGUUUUACCGACAAGGCUGCAGAGGAAUGGAGACAGAUUUACAAGAGCCUUCAACUUCUCGAAUUCCUUGUCAAGAACGGAUCAGAACGGGUCGUCGACGAUGCGAGAUCUCACAUGUCCCUGCUGCGGAUGCUCCGGCAGUUCCACUACAUUGAUGCGAACGGGAAGGACCAGGGUAUUAACGUGCGCAACCGAUCCUCGGAGUUGGUGAAGUUGCUGGGUGAUGUGGAUCAGAUCCGCACCGAGAGGAAGAAGGCCCGCGCCAACCGGAACAAGUUCAGUGGGUUUGAAGGUGGCAUGAACGUCGGAAGCAGCAUGGGCUCCGGUCGGUAUGGAGGCUUUGGGAGUGAGAGCAUGGGAUACGGCGGGUACAGCGGAGGUGUUUACGGAGAUGGCGGAGGGUUUGGGGGUGCUACCCCCUCUGACUUCCAGGACUCGGGUCGCAGGCAAAACCGAUUCGAUGAGUACGACGAGUACGAUGAGGCGGACGCUUCUCCCGCGCGCCGGCCUGGAGCUAGCCCUCCUGCUCGCACGAAGCAGGAGGCCAAGAAGCCAGAGCCAAUACCGGAUCUCUUCGACUUUGGUGACGACGAACCCCCAGCGCCUGCCUCCACUGCUGCAGGCAAGCAGCCCGCGGGCAGUGCUUUGAACAUGCUGGACCCUAGCCCGGCCGACGACGACGAUUUCGAUGACUUCCAGUCCGCCACGCCGGCCACCUCGCAGGCCACCUCGUCGAACCAGUUCGCCAUCCCGCCCCCAGGGGCCACCCACAGCACGACCUCCAGCACACAGUUCGUCGCCCCGCAGCCUGUCUCCGCGUCACAGGGUGCCAACAUCAACGGCUUAGUCGGCUUCACAUCAGCCACCCCGACGCCCUCGACCAGCUCAAUUACUUCCCCCGUGUCGCAAACCGCGCCCAUCCAGCAGCACCAGAAGCCCAUGGCCCCCAAGCCGUCGGGCUACCAAGCCGCAACCCCCAACUACUUCACCUCCAUCGCCACUUCCGCCAACCCUUCGCAACCCCAGUUCUCCCAAGCCGCGUCGUCAUCCACCUCCACGGCGGCAGCCCCCUCCGCCACAGCGAGCAAACCCGUCGCCGCGAAGUCUUCCGGAGACGCCUUCGGCUCACUCUGGUCCACUGCCAGCGCCAGCGCCGGCAUCCAGAAGACCAGUACCGGAAACAAGGGCCCCAACCUCGCCAGCAUGGCGAAGGAGAAGGCCAGUGCCGGCAUCUGGGGCGCGCCCGCGCAGUCCUCCAGCGCUGCUGCUCCGAUGGGCCAGCAGCAGCAGCAGCAGAAGUCAACUGGUAGCUCUGGUCUUGAUGACCUGCUUGGAUAG
This is a messenger RNA of Penicillium lagena, 1800 nucleotides long. RefSeq names its product ENTH domain-containing protein. The transcript has 5 exons. The coding region runs from base 1 to 1800 and encodes 599 amino acids. NCBI's taxonomy places the organism in Eukaryota, Fungi, Ascomycota, Eurotiomycetes, Eurotiales, Aspergillaceae. Gene Ontology annotation, molecular function: clathrin binding; phospholipid binding. The record is from RefSeq and is a predicted model, not a curated record. Gene Ontology annotation, cellular component: endosome; plasma membrane; clathrin vesicle coat. Gene Ontology annotation, biological process: Golgi to endosome transport; endocytosis.